Molecule: messenger RNA, 3742 nt
Organism: Gossypium raimondii (Peruvian cotton)
Lineage: Eukaryota; Viridiplantae; Streptophyta; Magnoliopsida; Malvales; Malvaceae
Exons: 4
Coding region: 1348-3537 (729 amino acids)
Source: RefSeq, a predicted model, not a curated record
UUCGGUGCUCAUAUUUUAAGCUUUUUUUUUCUUUAUUGUUUAUGUGUUCAUGUCUUGUUAGUUUUUCUAUUUCUUUCUUUAAUGCUUCAUGCCUUUGCUUUUUAUGAGGUUGGCUUUUUGUUUUACUAAGUGUUGAUGUAAUCAUCAAUUAUUAGGAUUUAACAUCAAGUUCUGUUCCUCUCGGUAGAUUCCGUUUCUGGGUAGUCAUAAUCAAGUUUCUUUUUCUUUUUUUAAAAGGCGUAUAAAUAUAAGCAGAAUGUGGCUUCAAUGGCUUGUUUUAUAGGUCAAAAUUUUACCCAGAUUCAUCUGCAUGUUUCAACAAUGUACUAGUCACUAGAUGAGGAAAGAACAUUAGUUAUGUCUAAAUGGAAGCAAAAAAAAGAAAAAAAAAAGAAAAAAGAGACCUUUUUAUGGUAAAUGUCUACAGACCCGCAUCUAUUUUUAAUCACAUACUUGUCCAUGCUUGUUUCAUGAGAUUGUUGUAUGUGAUCGUAAGAAGUGACUUCAAUGUUCUCCUGGUGCUGUGUGUUUCAGCCACCUAAUUUUCUCCUCAGCUGGUAAUUGUUGGAUCAUAGGGAAAAGUUUCUUAUGGAUGAAGCUUAGUUGAGCCUUUAAGUUAUCUUUUAGAAUUACGCUAUUUCAAUGUUUUUAUAUGAAUUAAAUCUGUAAUUCUGAAGGAUGCCAUUGUGUCAUAAUAUCCUACAAAUAGCACUGUUUCAGUGGGAAACAGCUAAGAAAAUGCUUUGAUAUAUGAUGCUGAUGUUAGUCAGUAAUUCUUCCAUUUAUAACAUAGAUUUUUUCGCCAUUUCUUCAGAGUCUUUGCUAUUGGCUACUUUGGUUUUCUUCUUUAGUAAUAAUUCUAAAUUUGCCAAUUACACCUCAUAUUGACCAAACAAGUUUGUGUAGUUGGAAAUAUUAAUAAGGUUAAACUGUUCUAUAGCAAAGUAUGGCAGUAGUUAGAAUUAUGGCUAAAAUCUUGCAAUGACUAUGGUCAGUUGGUGUUUCAGUUUAAAUAUGUUGUUUGAAUGGACUAGGCCAGGUUAAAUUCUAUGUUUUUAUAAUGAAAUUGAUGGAACGUUUUCAAAUUUCAGCUGAUAAUUGUUAAACAGGAUUUUUUCUAGACAUGUGUUUCUCACACGGAAAGACCAUUGUCUUUCCAAGAUUGGCUGCCUAAUUGGCUAUUAUCAUUUCCCCUGAAUGGCAACCUUAUUAAUUACUAGUGGUAGUCACUAUCUUAUCACCGUGGUUUCUAUGUGAAAACUGUGUGCAGAAAUGGAGAGCAAAGGGACAUGUGAAACAUCUUUUCAAGACUCAUUUAUUCGAGGAUGUAAGAUCUGAUAUCAAUUGAUGUAUUUGUUUCAUUCUUCUGAGGAAAAGAUGUUGAUGCUGGGAGAUUUUGAUUUGAAUUCAGUGCAACGAUACACUGAUUCACUUAAAGAUAUUUUCAAACUGACGAUGCUUGAUCAGGAGAUCAUAUUCAGAAAUCAGGUCCACGAGCUCCAUCGUUUAUAUAGUGUUCAGAAGACUCUAAUGAAGGAUCUUCACCUGCAGGAGCAUGAAACAUACAAUUUAUGGAAAGAAAAUGAUCAAUCAUGGUCCCAAGAAACCAGACUCCCUGCAGAUUCAAUUCCCAUGUUGGGCUCAAGAGUAUCAUCAAGUCAGAAGUUGUUAGGUGAGUGGAAGGGCAACAAUUACCAUAAGUUUCAGCGAGGACCUUUCGAUCUUCAACUUUUACCUGAUCAAUAUACUAAUCUCGGUGAUGAUAAUCUUCCAAAUAAAAGAAAGGUUGGGGAUCACUUAAAAGAAGCCAUCUAUGUAAAUUCUCAACAAGAUGCUGAUUUCUCAGAUCCACUGGACUUGAGGCUUUCCCUAAGCCUUGGAGUGGCUACGGGGAAAAAGGAAGAUACACGGAGAAGUUGGUAUGGCAAGAAUAGUAAUACUUUCCCCAGAAUUGUCAUUGAUUUGGAAGAAUCUAAUGAGAGGACCUCAGAUGAGGAGGCAAAACAUCUGCCUUCUGAUUUUGUCGCUAAAGUUGCAGAUUCUGGAGGAAAGCAUGAUUCAGAAGUUACUGUUAUCUCUAAUCCAGUCACUUCAAGAAGCAUGAAGAAAGAGCUAUGUUGUGGGAUUGCUGAGAGUAGCUCCUUUGUCAUGGAUAGCAAAUGCUGCAUAGACUGGAGCUGUUCUGAUCAAGGAUCAAAGCGACUAGAUAAUAUGGCACAUGAAAACUUUUUGACUAGAAAGCAGCAGUUCAAAUCCUAUGGAGUGCGACAUUUGGACCUUAAUGAAGUUCAGCUUGGUGAUUCCUCAUGUCACUUAAAUGAUGCCAUAGCUGCCCAUCCAUCAACAACUAGCUUAUCAGGUGGUUUUAGUGAACUUGUUAGCAGGAGUCGGAAAACCUUGUGUCCUACUGCAUUUGUGAUAAAGGAAAUAAAGUUCUCCAAUAACAAUUUUGAGAUGCUUCAACAAGAAGAUGGUGUAAAACUUGCUUUGAUGAAUUCGAAUAGCAAAGAUAGGAGAAAGGAUGUUCAAGUCAGAAAUUCCGAACUCAAUGGAAAGAAUGAAUGUGAAACAAGCUUUGUUGGUCUUGCAUGCAUAUCCAGUACCCAAACAAACCUUUCCCAAGAACAUGGCAGUCACCAUUCAAACACCCAAAAUGGAAGAGAUGUCCUGAUGCCGGAACUACAAACUGAUUCUGCUCAUGGUCUGAACACUGCACGUGCAGUUGCUAUGCAGGUGAAUUGCAAGAAGACUGAAAAAGGGGGCACACUGUUAUGUUCUGAUAAAACCCAAAUUAUAAUUGAGGAUGAACAUCCUGAUCAGUCUCCUACUUCAGGAAAGUCUAGCUGCAUUUCAGAUAAUGAUUCAAGCCCUGUAAGGACUAUGCAAUCCAGAACUGAACCCUAUGAUUCAAACCUUCCUGCUUCUGAUCAGUUUUCUGGAACCCAUGAAAGAUCUCAGGUUGUAGAAACUUUUUCAAGUGAGCUGGAUCAAAGAUCUUCUGAUAGUAAUGAAAUGAAACAUGAAUGUAACAAUAACAGGGAAGAAUCAGCAGAAGUGGAUGAUUUGCUCCAAACAGCUGCUGAAUCACUUAUCCAUUUGUCCCUGGAGAACCCAGCUUUCCAUCAUGAAUCUUCAACCAAGACGGAGUCUAAUGAGUUAGAGAAUGAGGACAAGGGGCAUCGACAGUGUACCUCUGAUUAUUUCGAGUUAAUGACUCUGCAACUGACUGAAAGCAGUGUUGAUGUCUAUUCUGUAGCAUCAAAGCCAUUUGAAGUAAGUGAGCUGGAGGGAAAGGAUUUUAGUAUCAAACUGAGAAGAGGAAGAAGACUGAAGGAUUUUCAGAGGGACAUACUUCCAGGUCUUGCAUGUCUUUCUAGACAUGAAAUUCGUGAAGACGUAAACAUUCUGGAGGGAGUUUUAAGAUCAAGGGAGUACAAGAGAAUGAGAGCUAAGAUGGGUAACGGAGAGAGUUGGUGCACACCAAUGAGAGGCAAACGGUCAAGACUCACUUACGUUGGAAGAAAAAGUUUUAGAUAAUACUAUUCAAGUUAGUAUAACCCCAUAUCUUUUAACUGCAAAUAAUCUUUUAAGCUCAUUCAUUGAUCUAGAGUUAUUUGACUAUGUUAUGAUAUUAUGAUAUGACCUUCCUAUUUUUGACCCUUUUUCUUUUAGAGUUAUUUAGCUAUGUUCUGAAAUAUGAUUCAAGGAAGAAAUAACAAGAGCAAUGUGUUGACUACGGAAA